AUGACAACAUUGUUCCUUAGAUGUUUACAAGAAGCAGAAACAUAUGUUGAUAAAACAAAUGGAUUUCAAAGUUCAAUACUUAAAGCAAUGAAUUGUUUAUUAACAAUACUUGAAAAGAUGAAAAAAGAUACAAUAACUGAAACAUUAUCAUUAUUAGGAUUAAAUAAUAAAUAUGCAUUAACAUUAUAUAUUAGAGAUAAUCAUUUGAGUGAUGAAGUAAGAAAUAAAUUGGUUCGAUAUAUUGGAUUUGAUAUUAUAGAUCUUUCACCGAUUAUAGAACAAUCUAUAGAAGCACCUCUUGAAAGUACAGCAACAAGUCUUAAUUGUCUUGAAUUUGAUGCAUUUAAAUUAGUUAUUGAUGUAAUGAAAGAAAAACAACUUGAUGUAUUAGAUGAAUUAAUACAAAAUUGUUUAAUUUGUGAUAGUGGAAGAGUUGAUUAUAUAAUUAAUGUAUGUAAAUCAGAUGCAUUAUUGAAACGUACUAUUCGUGAAAUUGAAAAUAUUAAAGAUAAAUUAAAACGAAAUGAAAUAGAUGAAAUUCAAAAAAGAAUUAAAUCUAUAGAAAUUAAAAUUAAUCAUAUGACAAAAAUGUUUAGAGAAACAACAGAUUCAAAUUCUAAUUCAAGAAGAGGAUCAUUAGAUGUUCAAGAUAGAAAUCUUAUUGCUUCAGAACCUUUAGUUGAAAUUGAAGUUAAUACUCCUAUGACAGAAUUAUUAAGAAUUAAUGAUUAUGAAUUAAAUCAAUUAGAAUCUUUUGUAGGAAAACAUACAACAGAAAUUGUUUAUGAUACUUUUGGAGCAGUUGAUAGUAGAUCUUUAUUUAAAAGUAUAACUCAAUCAAAAGAUUUAUGUCUUAUUUUUUAUUGCAACAAUUGUAUAUUUGGUUCUUUUCAUUCAAUUAUUCCAUUUAAUCGUGGAAUCUGGUCUAAUUUUGAUCCAACUACUUUUAUUUUUUCUUUAAGAAAUCCAAUGAAACGAUCCCCAAUUAAAUUUCCAUUUACUGGAAAGAAGGGAACUCUUAGGAUAGAAGAUUCAUUAAGUGAUCAAGCUCUUCAUGUAUCUUAUUUUAUCCAUCUAGCAUCUACUGGAGCAUUUGUCAUUGAUCAAGAUUUUGCUAGUGUUUUCUUUUCCUUAGAGAAUCCUCAAUUUUUUUGUGGUUCUCAACGUGGUGUACUCACAAGGAUGGUAGUAGUGAAGAUGAGGUAA
Entamoeba dispar SAW760 is the source of this 1206-nucleotide messenger RNA. RefSeq lists its product as uncharacterized. The transcript has a single exon. The coding region runs from base 1 to 1206 and encodes 401 amino acids. NCBI's taxonomy places the organism in Eukaryota, Evosea, Mastigamoebida, Endamoebidae. The record is from RefSeq and is a predicted model, not a curated record.